UCGCUGACUGCCUCUAGUCGAUAUAGUCAGUUGACAUUCAAACGAGAAGUGGAGCAGAUGUAGAUAUUAUAACUGCAAAUGUUAAUUUUGUGAUAAAUAGAUUACAAGUGUUUCUACUUUCUUCAUUUAUUCUUUAUUCGUUAUUUAAAUACUUAUAAAUAUGUCACGAAAACCUAAUGGAAAGCACCGUAGACAUACUAUGAGAGAGAAAUUCUCAAGUACACCACUUCACAAUGUACCUUUAAAACAAUUUAACAUAUCAUUAUCUAGGAUUGAUACAGGUUCUUCAUCAAACGAAGAUAUACGUAAUUGGAAAUUACAGCAACAGUCACAGAUUUCAGAGAAGCAAAAGAAAAGCUCAAAAACAAAUAAGAAAACGAUAAAAAGGAAUAAGCGAGUUAUAUCUCAAUCGAAAGUCACUGAAUGGGUAACCGAAUCGGAAGAAUCCAUCAAUGAAUUUUUAAGUUCACAAGAAUCCAAAUCCGAUGGUGCUUCGAUGUGCAUUAAUUUAUUUGAAAGCUCGCGUACUCCGGAAAAAACUCGAGAUGCACCGAUCAGGUUCGAAGAAAUUCUACAGAAAUCACCGAUUAUACAGUCCUCUAAAAGAUCGCGUUCAGUUUCAAAAGAGAUUAUCAUACGACAAGACCAGUUGCUGCCGGUGCAUGUACCAUCAGCAGACCAACGAAAUUGUUUAGAUACGGACGAGGAUGAGCUGGUAUUCCAUCAUGAAACCAAUUUGAAAACUUACUCUUCCGCACAUAAACGAAAGAGAAGCUUAGGAACCUUGGAACUAAAAUUUGGAGAUUAUAUGUAUCCUGUGCAAGGCUCAACAUUGAUAAGCGAUCAGCUUUGGAAUCAAUUUAUUGAAAAACAUUAUGGGAAGUCAUCACAUUAUUGGGCACCACUUUCCUCGCCAAAACCUGUCUUCAAAAAGAUAGAAAUUCCUCCGACUCCGAUUCCUCGGAGCAAAGAUUCGCGAAAAUGCUGUUCGUCCCGACGCAAGUCUGAACAUAAAAUCCAAUUAAAAAAAGGCGGACAAAUUCGUAAGAGAAGCAAAGUGAAACGGAAGAAGGAAAUGUUAAUAUUGCCAUCGGCACGAAGACAAAAAGGUGAUACUGAUGUGUAUGAUCAAUCCGAUGAGACAGAUAUUGAGUUUGAAACUAGCGGCAAAGGUAAUAAACAUAUGUCUCUUUCGGAAUUUUGUCACAAGCAAAAUGGGAAUAAAGUUCCCAAUAUAAUAUCUUUAACAUCUUCAGAGUCGGAUGCCGAAUAAAUCAGAGUUUAUGUAAUUAUUACUCUAUUUAUACAUUUUGUAUACACUUUUCAUGUAUCAAUUUACAUGUAUCAAUUUACAUUUGUUGUUGGAAUCAGUUUAUUGAAAAACAUUACGAAAAGAUAUCUCAUUAUUUAGAACCACUCUCUACGCGAGAACAUGUGUUCCAAAAGUUUGAAACCGAUUUAAUUCCUCCGAACAUUCAAUUCAUAAAAGACACGGAAUUCACAAGAGAAGCAAAGCGAAACGUUUUCUUUCGUUUUUUUUUGCUUUUCUUGUGAAUUCUGUGUCCGCCUUUCCCGAAUUGAAUUUCGUGCUUAGAAUUGCGCCGAAACUAAGCUCAUUUUCGCGAAUCUUUGCUCCUGUUUUCCCGAAUGCAUUCGAUGUUCAGAGGAAUCGGAUCGGUUUCAAACUUUUUGAAGAUAAGUUCUUGCGUGGAGAAUGGUGCUAAAUAAUGAGAUAUCUUGCCGUAAUGUUUUUCAAUAAAUUAAUUCCAAGGAAGGAGGAAACGUUAAUAUUGCUAUCGGAACGAAAGCAAAGAAGUAGUAUAUAUCAUGAACUCGAUGAGACGGAUAUUGUGUUCAAAAUUGGCGACAAAGACAAUAAACUAAAGUUUAUUAACUCUAUAUCAUAGAUGAUAUGAUUCUUUCGGAAUUUCGUCGAACGCAAACUGCGAAUAAAGUUUCUAUCGUAAUAUCUUCAGAAGCGAAUGCCAAAUAAAUCUAAGAGUGUAUUUAAUUACUUAUUCUCUUUAUACAUUAUAUAUAUAUAUAUUUUUGUAUAAACUUUGUUUGCAUUAUUUAUAUUAUUUAUACUAUCUAUGUAUUGAGUGUUCGCUAUAUCUUUGACGAUCAAACUUUGUAUAAUCAGGAUAUUUAAGAAAUAAUCAAGGAAUUAAUUGCAUAAAUAUAAGAAAAACUGUGUGCGUAUUUAGAGUUACUUUAUAUUGUUUAAAAUAAAAAAUAUCGAGUGAUAAA
Molecule: messenger RNA, 2250 nt
Organism: Ooceraea biroi (clonal raider ant)
Lineage: Eukaryota; Metazoa; Arthropoda; Insecta; Hymenoptera; Formicidae
Source: RefSeq, a predicted model, not a curated record